This is a messenger RNA of Homo sapiens (human), 5775 nucleotides long. It is a transcript of the gene ZNF623, whose product is annotated as zinc finger protein 623. Bases 2038 to 3528 code for a protein of 496 amino acids. Lineage: Eukaryota; Metazoa; Chordata; Mammalia; Primates; Hominidae. Gene Ontology annotation, cellular component: nucleus; nucleoplasm. The record is from RefSeq and is a predicted model, not a curated record. The transcript has 2 exons.
AGCCUGUAAUCCCAGCACUUUGGGAGGCCAAGGUGGGCUGAUCACCUGAGUUUGGGAGUUCGAGACCAGCCUAACCAACACGGAGAAACCCCAUCUCUACUAAAAAUACAAAAUUAGCUGGGUGUGAUGGCGCAAGCCUAUAAUCCCAGCUACUUGGGAGGCUGAGGCAGGAGAAUCGCUGGAACCCGGGAGCUGGAGAUUUUGAUGAGCCGAGAUCGUGCCAUUGCACUCCAGCCUGGGCAAUAAGAGCAAAACUCCAUCUCAAAAAAAAAAAAAGAGAGAAAAUACAAAUGGUCGGCCGAGCGUGGUGGCUCAUGCCUGUAAUCCCAGCACUUUGGGAGGCCAAGGCGGGCGGAUCACAAGGUCAGGAGAUCGAGACCAUCCUGGCUAACGGUGAAACCCCGUCUCUCCUAAAAAUACAAAAAAAUUGGCCAGGCAUGGUGGCGGGCGCCUGUAGUCCCAGUUGCUCGGCAGGAGAAUGGCGUGAACCCAGGAGGCAGAGCCUGCAGUGAGCUGAGAUGGCGCCACUGCACUCCAGCCUGGGCAACAGAUCGAGACUCCAUCUCAAAAAAAAAAAAAAGACAAAUCCUCAGACUUGAGGCUGGUAAAGUGCAGGCGCCAAGAAAGAAACUUUCUCUCAAAGCAGUCACUGUUCCUUUGGUCUCUGCUUUCAGAGAGUGGAUUCUGGCUUCCCCCCUUUCCAUGGCAGAGCCUCAGAUAUCAUUGUUUCGUUAUAACAUCUAUGAGGGAAAAAGUGAUUCCUGGCUGGGAGCACCAUGUGUGGAGUGUGCACAUUCUCCCCACGGCCGCCUGCUUUCCUCCACGUCCCAAAGAUGUGUCCAUUAGGUGAAUUGGGGUGUCUCCUUGGUCCCAGCAUGAGCGAGUUUGGGUGUGUGAGUUGCCCUGUGGUGGGACCCUGUCCUAUCCGGGGCUGGUUCUCACCUCGCACCCUGAGCUGCCAGGAUAGGCUCCAGCUACCCAGAACCGUGCAUUAAAAUAAGUGGGUAAAUAAUUAUCUUGUUUUUCUUAAUUUUUUUUUUUAUGGGAGAUUUUCCAGUAAAAACUGAGAAACCUGCUAGACAUUCUAAAAGAGCUGUAGCAAGCACUGUUAAUCUUUCUUUAAGGUAAGGUAUGUAUAACUCACAUUUAUUUCAGUGUUUAAUACUAGAAGUGUUGGAGCUUUUUUUUUAAUUAGAGACAGGGUCUCACUCUGUCACCUAGGUUGGAGUUCCAUGGCAUAGUCAUGGCUUACUACAGCCUCAAACCUCUGGGCUCAAGUGAUCCUCCUGACUUAGCCUCCCAAAUAGCUGGGACCACAGGUAUGCAACAUCACACCCAGCUAAAUAAAAAAUUGUUUUUUAGAGAUGGAGUCUUGCUAUGUUGCCCAGGCUGGUCUUGGACUCCUGGCCUCAAGUAGUCCUCCUGCUUUGGCCACUGGAAAUGCUGGGAUUAUAGGCAUGAGCCACUGUACCUGGCUUAUUACCUUGUAUUGAGUGUAUUAUGUAUGCAUGAUUAGAACAUUCAUUCAUACAGCAGAUAUUGAUGAAAUGUAUUACUUUAUGCCAGAAAUUGUUUGGGUUGCUGAGGAUAAAGAACAGAACAAAGUUCCUGCCCACACAGCACUCACAUACUUGUGGGGGAGACAACAAAACACAUAGUUUGUUGCCUGUGGGGUGUGUGCGUGUGUGUGUGUGUGUGUGUGUGCAUGCAUGUAUAUAUCACAAUUCAUUGAUUCUAAGAUACACUUUCUCCAUAUUUUAAUGUCUCUGAAAUUGAGUUGCCUGUUAGAAUUGAUGGAGUGUUUUUUGUUGUUGUUUGAGACAGGGUUUUGCUCUGUCACCCAGGCUGGAAUGCAGUGGCACAAGCACGGCUCACUGCAGUCUCAACUUCCUGGGCUCAAGUGAUUCUCCUGCCUCAGUCUCCCAUGUAGUUGGAACCACAGAUUCUAAUGUAGGAACUGGUGAGAAGAAGGUGACUGAAGCCUGGAUUUCUGAGGAUGAAAACUCACAUAGGACGACGUCAGACAGACUCACGGUGAUGGAGCUCCCCUCUCCCGAGUCUGAGGAAGUCCACGAGCCCAGAUUAGGGGAGCUCUUGGGAAAUCCAGAAGGUCAGAGCCUGGGGAGUUCCCCCUCUCAGGACAGGGGCUGCAAGCAGGUGACAGUGACCCAUUGGAAGAUCCAGACAGGAGAGACAGCUCAAGUGUGCACCAAGUCAGGAAGAAACCAUAUUCUGAACUCAGACCUUCUUCUGCUUCAGAGAGAGCUCAUAGAGGGGGAAGCCAAUCCUUGCGAUAUCUGUGGCAAAACCUUCACGUUUAAUUCGGACCUAGUUAGGCAUCGGAUUUCGCAUGCUGGGGAGAAACCUUACACGUGCGAUCAGUGUGGGAAAGGCUUUGGCCAGAGCUCACACCUUAUGGAGCAUCAGAGAAUUCACACUGGAGAGAGACUCUACGUCUGUAAUGUGUGUGGGAAAGACUUCAUUCACUAUUCAGGUCUCAUUGAGCAUCAGCGCGUUCAUUCAGGAGAAAAGCCCUUCAAAUGUGCGCAGUGUGGGAAGGCGUUUUGUCACAGUUCAGACCUGAUUAGGCACCAGAGAGUUCACACCAGAGAGAGACCUUUUGAAUGCAAAGAGUGUGGGAAAGGCUUCAGUCAGAGCUCCUUACUUAUUCGCCAUCAGAGGAUUCACACGGGAGAAAGGCCCUAUGAGUGCAAUGAAUGUGGGAAAUCCUUCAUAAGGAGCUCGAGCCUCAUUCGCCAUUAUCAGAUCCACACAGAAGUGAAACAGUAUGAAUGCAAAGAAUGUGGGAAGGCAUUCCGUCAUCGCUCAGACCUUAUUGAACACCAGAGAAUUCACACCGGAGAGAGACCCUUUGAAUGCAAUGAGUGUGGGAAAGCCUUUAUUCGGAGUUCAAAGCUCAUUCAGCAUCAGAGGAUCCAUACUGGGGAGAGGCCUUACGUAUGCAAUGAGUGUGGGAAGCGCUUCAGCCAGACGUCAAACUUCACCCAGCAUCAGAGAAUUCACACUGGAGAGAAACUCUAUGAAUGUAACGAGUGUGGGAAAGCUUUCUUUCUGAGUUCAUACCUUAUUCGACACCAGAAAAUCCACACUGGAGAGAGAGUGUAUGAAUGUAAGGAAUGUGGGAAAGCGUUUCUCCAGAAAGCCCAUCUCACUGAGCACCAGAAGAUCCACUCUGGGGACAGGCCCUUCGAAUGUAAAGACUGUGGGAAAGCCUUCAUCCAGAGCUCCAAGCUGCUUCUGCACCAGAUUAUUCACACUGGAGAAAAGCCCUAUGUGUGCAGUUAUUGUGGGAAAGGCUUUAUUCAGAGGUCAAACUUCCUUCAACACCAGAAAAUUCAUACUGAAGAGAAGCUCUAUGAAUGUAGUCAGUAUGGGAGAGAUUUUAACUCAACUACAAACGUUAAAAAUAAUCAAAGGGUUCACCAAGAGGGACUCUCCUUGAGUAAGGCCCCCAUACAUUUGGGUGAGAGGUCUGUAGAUAAGGGGGAACACACAGGUAACUUAUAAAAUAAUUACUUUCCCGCCCAGUGAGUGAUGUUUGGAAAUGCGUGGAAUUAGGAUUCAUGUGGUUUCUAAGAUUUGGACAUGUCAGAAUUUUGUGAGUCAUGGAUGGGGCUGCUUUUGCAGUGGGUGCCACCUGCCACUGUGCAGCCCUACUCGGCUCAGCCCUUCUCCUCAGCUGUGAGCACUGUCCUCAGGAGAGUCACAGGGCUUGACACCUGACUCUGAGCUGGAACAGUAGGGGCAGGGAGAAGACAGGUCUCAAGAAAAGGUUUUUAAGAAGUUUCAUCCCCAGUUAAGCAGAGUCCAUCCUUGACUUAAAUCCCUUAUUACAGCACAACUGUGUAUCUAAUCUUACGAUUUAGGAGAAUGUUACCUAGGACAUUUUGAUGUGUUAAGUUGAAGAAAGGUAACUCGUGUAUGAACCCCGAGCCAUUUCCCUGUUGUCCUGAGGAGGAACUCCAGGCCUCCCAUCGUGUGCCCUAAGGCCUCCUGCGUCCUGGAGCCCUGCCUCCCACUGCCUGACUUCCUGCCACACGGUUAAUGCUGCAGCAACACCGACUGCUUCAUCUUCCCUGUGCUCCACGUGGCUUCCUACCUCUCUCGCCUUUGUUCUUGUUGAAGGGUCUCUUCUCAGCUAAUUAACUCUGAAUCAUGGUUCAAGACAAGCCUCAGGCAUCAUGUCAAUGGGUGUUUCCCUCAAGCUUAGUUGGCAGCACUCUCCACACUUCUGUGGCUCAGUGAUUACUGCUAUUACUAUAUUUACUUGCAUAUGUCAGAAUGAUGUGAUAGACUAUCUCUGUCACUAUGCUGUUGGGUUCCUGAGGACAGUGAUCAUAUCUGAUUGAUUUCCAUGUGUCCACUGUCUAGCACAGGGCAAUAAAAAAUACACCCCUAAAUCUAUGUGUAAUUGGCAUCUCUCUUGCUUUGUCCUUUCUAUACUGCCAUUCUAAAAAUUUUCAGCUGUUGGCUGUUUUUUUUGUUGUUUGUUCAUUUUGUAUCAGUAUAAUCUACGAUUCUGUUAGAAGUAUCUUCUCAGCCCUGCUACUGUCUGCUGCUCCUACUUAGAAGUUGCAGGCAAUAUCCUGUGCACAUCCACGCCCUCCUGUGUGCCACCUUACAGCUCAUGCAGAACUGUCUACUUGAUCUGGAGGGCAUUGACACCUGGCUCAGCUGGAACAGUGGGGACAGGAGGAGGCAGGUCUCAAGAGAAGGUCUUUACUUACUUGUCUGUAUCUUUCUGUCUCACUCGAAAGGCACAGUCUCAAUGCGCUACGUAACUCUUCUGUUGUAGCAGUUCUGAGGUUGAACUGAGCUCUUGUCAUUUUCCAUGCUCUCUGGCUCAUUGUGUCAUUUCAAAAUGUAUUGAUAUCUAUAAGGAAUAGUCCUCAAUGUUGGGAAAACAGAUGAGCAACCCACUACCCUGAAGUCAUCCACCGUGUAGUGGGGAAGACGGAGAUCACAGUAGGGUGAGUUAAGUAUGUGCCCUCAGGUGUGAAGGAGCACAGGUGAGGGGGUGCCUGCUGUGGCACAGAGCUGGGAAGGCCUUACAGAAGAGGUGACAUUUCAGCUGGGCCAGAGAUCAGUAGAGAGCAGCUGAAGAAGAAAAUAGGGUCCAGGAGAGGAAUCUGCAGAAACAUGGAGCCAUGACAGAUGGCUUUUUGGCUAGGACUGUUCGAAAGCAGGCGAGGUAAAUGGACAGUGGACAGCCGCCUCGCCAAACUGUUAGUCUUUACCUCUGAAUUUCAUCUGGACAUGAACCCCAAAGUCCAGUUUUGUAACGAUAUAAUUUUUUUCUCAUGAGGCCAUAUUUUGAGUUCUUAAAUACUACCAACCCUGAACGUCUCAGGACAAAUAAUUCAAAAAAGAGAUCUACAUUUUCUGGAAAAUCAGCAUUACUAGAGAUGUUUCAAAUGUAGAUUUUACCAGACCAUUUUAAUCAACUUUAUUGAGAUUCAAUUUUCAUAUAGUAAAACGCCUAUUUAAGUGUACAAGGUUUUGAAAAAUCUAUACACCUGUGUAACCACCACCACCUGUGUAACCACCACCGCCAGAACCAAAAACGUUUCUGUCACCCAAAGAAGUUCCCUUUUGCCUUUUCCUAGUUAAGCCCACUCCAGCCCCAGAUAACCACUUUCUAUCCUCAUAGAUUAGUGUUGCUUGGUUUAGAGCCUCAUACAAAUGGAUUCAUUUACUAUGUGUUCUUUUGCGUCUGAUGUCUCACUUUGGCAUGUUUUUAGACUCAUCCAAGCU